AAACACGGCCUUAAAUCUCCUCCGCCUAAAACCUCAAUCAAAUAAAAACCUUUUCCUAUUCAUUUCCUCUCCCGUUUUCAAUCGCCAUGGGACGUAGAAAAGGCAGAAACCGGAGGCCUAGGGUUAAGAGCAAAAUUCCGGCGCCGGCGGUGGUCGCUUCAUCCUCAGCCCCUCCGCCGCCAUGGAUCGAACUUCCGAGAGAUAUAACCGCCAAUAUUUUGCAGAGGCUGGGGCCAGACGCGAUACUUAGCAGCGCGCAGCAAGUGUGUAGUACGUGGUGGAAGGUUUGCAAGGAUCCCGCCUUGUGGCGAGUGAUCGAUUUCUCAAAAACUAUGCUGAUCGAUUGGUACACCGUGUACAAUAUGUGCCGCCGGGCAGUGGAUCGUAGCCAGGGACAAUUGGUCGACCUCACAAUUCAGAACUACUGCGACGACGAACUCAUUGAGUAUAUUGCUGAUCGGUCACAAAAUCUCAAACGCCUUAAACUUGGAUCUUUUCAUGAGAUCUCAAUAGAUGCUGUGAUUAAAGCGGUAGCAAAACUUCAACAGUUAGAAGAAUUGCACCUUACUGGUAAACCAUGGAUUGUUCCUGCCCACAUUGAAGCUAUAGGAAAUUCUUGCCCAAAGUUGAUAUCAUUCUCAUACAAUGGGCAUGGAACAGAGCAUCCUUUUCCACUAGGAUUGGAAGAUGAUGGUGAUGAUGAUGAUUAUGAUGAUGAUGAUGAAUUUAGUAAAGGAUUCGGUCGGAAUGAUUAUGCUCUCGCAAUCGUCAAAAGCAUGCCUAAUCUUAAGCAUCUUCAACUUUGUGCACAUUGUAUGCAAAAUGAAGGACUUGAAGCCAUCCUUAAUGGCUUUCCACGCCUCGAAUCACUUGACAUCAGGCGAUGCCUUGGUCUCGAGCUUGGAGGGGAUUUGGGGGAAAGAUGCCGUCAGCAGAUAAAAGAUCUUAGACUCCCAAAUGACUCCGUCAGUACUAUGUCGUGGCUUGAAUGGGAUGGCAGAGACUCGUUUGGUAACGGCAUAGUUGUUAGCGAUUAUGACUAUGACGAAGAUUAUGAAGAUUAUGGAGAUUAUGAGUAUUACGACGACUACUUCUCUCCUCUUGGUUAUGGUUUCUUCAAUGACGACGGGCUUGGGUUUUUCGAACUCGACCAUUUCUGAGUAUGGCAGAUGGUUUGCUGGAUAAGUUGAUUUCAAGUGAUUAUAUCAGCAUGUUAGAGCUUUCAUUUUAUCAAUAGACCCUUUUAUCUUUUAUUAGCAAGCUUAUGACUCUGCCUUCAUUUUGACUAUUCUUGCUUUUGUUGUUCAUUUUAGAUGGCUUUGUAUCAACCUCUUUCUACUACC
This is a messenger RNA of Salvia hispanica, 1343 nucleotides long. Its product is annotated as putative F-box/LRR-repeat protein 9. Gene Ontology annotation, molecular function: protein binding. Lineage: Eukaryota; Viridiplantae; Streptophyta; Magnoliopsida; Lamiales; Lamiaceae. The record is from RefSeq and is a predicted model, not a curated record.